Molecule: messenger RNA, 2659 nt
Organism: Acipenser ruthenus (sterlet)
Lineage: Eukaryota; Metazoa; Chordata; Actinopteri; Acipenseriformes; Acipenseridae
Gene: ccnc
Product: cyclin C
Exons: 12
Coding region: 170-1021 (283 amino acids)
Biological process (GO): positive regulation of transcription by RNA polymerase II
Cellular component (GO): nucleus; mediator complex
Molecular function (GO): cyclin-dependent protein serine/threonine kinase regulator activity
Source: RefSeq, a predicted model, not a curated record
GCCGGGGACCGUAAUGCUGGGACACAUUUUGUGCCGUGCUUGUUGUUGGGCAGGAACGAUUAGGUGUGUGCACACCAAGCUGAAUUAGAUUUGUGUUGAUUUUCAGAGAUACUGUGCGAAUAAAAUAGCAACUCCGUUUUCAUUUAAAAUAGCUUAUAUUUUCUACGUCAUGGCGGGGAACUUCUGGCAAAGCUCACAUUAUUUGCAGUGGGUCCUUGACAAACAGGAUUUGAUGAAAGAACGACAGAAGGACCUGAAGUUUUUGGCAGAAGAAGAGUAUUGGAAAUUGCAGAUCUUCUUUGCCAAUGUUAUUCAAGCUUUAGGAGAACACCUGAAGCUCAGACAACAGGUUAUUGCAACUGCUACUGUUUACUUUAAGAGAUUCUAUGCCAGAUAUUCGCUUAAAAGUAUAGAUCCUGUUCUCAUGGCUCCAACCUGUGUGUUCUUGGCAUCCAAAGUAGAGGAAUUUGGUGUUGUCUCGAAUACCCGGUUGAUAUCAGCUGCUACAUCUGUAUUAAAAACUAGGUUUUCAUAUGCCUUCCCAAAGGAGUUCCCAUACAGGAUGAAUCAUAUACUGGAAUGUGAAUUCUAUCUAUUAGAACUAAUGGAUUGCUGUUUGAUUGUGUAUCAUCCUUAUAGACCUCUUCUUCAGUAUGUACAGGAUAUGGGGCAAGAGGACAUGUUACUUCCUCUAGCAUGGAGGAUUGUGAAUGACACAUAUAGGACAGACCUCUGUCUCUUGUAUCCACCAUUUAUGAUUGCACUAGCUUGCUUACAUGUUGCUUGUGUGGUGCAGCAAAAGGAUGCAAGGCAGUGGUUUGCUGAGCUUUCUGUCGACAUGGAAAAGAUCCUUGAGAUAAUCAGAGUUAUUUUGAAGUUGUACGACCAGUGGAAGAACUUUGAUGAUAGAAAAGAAAUGGCUGCUAUUCUCAACAAGAUGCCUAAACCAAAGCCUCCUCCAAACAGUGAGAGUGAUCAGAGUUCCAAUGGAAAUCAAAACUCUUCCUACAAUCAAUCGUAGGACAUUCUGGAAGCGAGGACUGUGACCACAGAGGAUAUUUGAGCAGAAUAUAUGUGAAACUGGGAGCAAUAUAUACAAAAAAAAAUAAAAAAUCAUUAUCAUGGGUGAAGAAGUUGGCAGCCUAUUGUAUGGACCAACCUUUUUUUUGGGGGCGGGGGGGGGGGGGGUUCCAUCUCAGAUGCUACAUUUACACUAAGGGUUUUUAAACAUCUAUGAUUACGUGGUGGGUGACUGACAUCUUGUCCCAAUUUGCAAUGUAGUGUGUUGUAUGAUUUGGAACCGUAAAAACUGAUGUACCAUAAAUACCAAAAUGAUCAGUAGCUAAAGGAGUGUACUGAAGCCUUUUUUUUUUUUUUAAAUCUUUUUAUGAUGUUUUCAGAUGUGUAUAUGUGUACAGUGAUUUGGGUGCUGUACAACUUUAUUGAUAAUCUAAAGGAAUAGCUGUAAGUCAGUAAAAUAUGCAGCAUGUACUGUUGUAAAAUUAUUUGAAAACUCCUUUUCUUAGGUGGUGGUGGUGGGAGUUUCUAAUGUGAUGAAACUCAUCUUUUACCUCCAGCGCACUUCUGUACUUGGACAAGUUACUGUGGACAUAAUUCCAUGUGCUGUAACAAUGCACCAUCUUGUUUGGUGCAAAUUGGUACUGUACUUUUAAUUUGUAUGUGUGAGAAUGUAAGACUUAUGCAGGAGAGGGGAAGGGGAUUUUAUAGAAGCUAGCAUAAAGAAGGAGGAUAUAAAAUAAGUCAUACUGGCAUUGUUUGCAUUAGACAACCAUAUGCUUUCCCUGGUAAGCUAUCUGCACAUUUGUCUUUUUGAAACAGCAGACUGGGGUUUGAAUUUCUUGAUCUUUUUGUUCUUACUCACAAUUAGGUUUUGUUAUAACACAUGCCCACUUUGUAUCUAAAAUAUAUUUUGAUCAUACUUCUCAUACCUUUUGUGGAGUAAAAAUGAUGCUGAUUGCUCAUUGUUGCACACAGCAGAUAUUUUGCACUAAGGAGGAAAUAGUGUGUACUCUACAGUUAAGAAAAACAAUAUAUAUGUCAAAACUUCUUAGUCUGGAUACUUCUUAAACCUUUUAAAUCUAGAAAAUAAAUAGAAUUAUACAUAAGGAACUAAUUGGGUAAAUCUAUAAAUUGUUCAUCUAUUCUGUUCUGUUAUGAAGCAGGUCAAACGGAGUGCUAAUCUGGUUUUAUAAGUGGAGAUUGUUUAAAAGUAUUCAUUGGUUAUUUGAUGGGUAUUAUUGCAGUUUAAGGGCCCUUUCUGUUUUGGAUGGGACAACAAUAUACUUUUAAAAGCUUUCUGGAGAUUGGGAAAGUUUAUGAUGCCGUGUGAUGCAGACAGCAAACAGUCAUGGUUAUUAUAAUUGUUAUACUUGCCAGCCAGUGUGUAUGAAGUUAUUUCAAAUGUUGUUGAAGUGGGUGUUCAUUUUGUUUUCAAUUUGACUUGUGUGUUGGGGCUGUUCCCAAUAGUAAAUUCACUACGAGCCGUGUCCUAUGAAAACAACAGGAAAUGUUUUUUCUUUUUUUUUAUCUUCUGAAAUGUAAGCUUGAAUGCCUUAACAGUAAGCUGCUGAUUUAAAAAAAAAAAAAAAAAACUUGAAUAUUAAAUAGACUGUGAAACUGUCUAAAAUAGCCUUAACAA